AUGACGGCCGGCUCCAGUGCGCGCGCUGGAGUCCUUCCCUACAGUCAUGGCCGCAAUGACAAUGAUGGCUCCUCCAAUGGCCCCCAGCAGCCGACCAAGGCUCCAGCAACGGGCGUGCAGGCGGCGGGCAUGCGGGCUGUCGCCGCUCAGAUGGUGGCCUUCUACUUCAGAGCGCCUGUGAAAGCCUUUUUUCGGGGGAGAAUAGACUACAUGGGCUAUGCUAGAGCUAUCAAUCCGCACAUCAGCGCUGCGGCUGGGUGGUCGUGGAGAAUGACAACACCAGCUAUACUCGCCCAUGCGAUACGAACUGAGGGAUGGAGUGUCAUACCGAACCAGGUGCUCCCGCCGUUGAUGGCCAACACAUGCAUCGGCGCAGUUCUCUACACGGCAUACCUCCACAGCCUCUCCUCGUUACAUGCGCCCUCGUCGUACCAGACCAAGCGCGUCUUCCCUCCACCGCCUCCCUCGGUGACCUUUACUGCAGGCUUCGUGGCCGGCGGCAUCCAGUCGGUUGUCGCCGCGCCAUUCGACGCUCUGCAAACUCGCUUCCGCACUGCCGAUAUCCUCGAGGGCAAGUACAAGACCAUGUGGCACUAUGCCGGCCACAAGCUAGGUUCCAUUGGUCUGCAAGGCAUAUUUGCUGGUUGGACGUUAAGCUUCGUCAAGGAUGCUCUUGGCGCUGCUGUCUUUUUUGGCACCUUUGAGACCAUCAAGAGUCAGGCAUAUUACGAAUACGUCGCCCGCUACUACGGCAGUAGGACGCGCGAUACUCUCUUGGACAAAUCCAUUCCCUACCUGGACGACGACGACAGCCGUCCUGUCAUCAGACCUCACUAUAUGCUCGAGCCCAUGUUCUUAUUGUUAGCAGGCGUCUCCGCGUCCAUUACCUCCCAACUCGUUCAACAUCCCCUCUCCGAAAUUCAAGACGUACAUUACCGCCGACUAGAAGCGCUCGACUUCCAAGCCCAUGAAGAACGCAGGCCAUCACACAUCAUGCGCCGCUACUACCACGCCUACGAACAGACUUUCGCCCAGUGCGAGAGACUGGCGAAGCGCGCCGGCGGAUGGAGAACCUAUCUUUACAGAGACUUUCUGAUGAGCACAAUACGGCAGGUGCCUAGCACAAGUGCCGGCCUGAUUGUCUUCGAAGUCGUUCGACGAAAGUAUUCUUUCGAGAACGAAGAGGUCAUGAUCAACCACGAAGAUGCGCGCAUACUGUUGAAUUAA
This is a messenger RNA of Cucurbitaria berberidis CBS 394.84, 1227 nucleotides long. Its product is annotated as mitochondrial carrier. NCBI's taxonomy places the organism in Eukaryota, Fungi, Ascomycota, Dothideomycetes, Pleosporales, Cucurbitariaceae. Gene Ontology annotation, molecular function: L-ornithine transmembrane transporter activity. Gene Ontology annotation, biological process: mitochondrial L-ornithine transmembrane transport. The coding region runs from base 1 to 1227 and encodes 408 amino acids. The record is from RefSeq and is a predicted model, not a curated record. The transcript has 2 exons.